AGCACCUAGAGAGAAGAAUAGGUCUACACGACUUGGCCUCCAAUCCAAACUUCAUACCAUAUAAACACAUUUCUAUGUUUUAUUGCUUCUCACACCUUUCCUCUCUCCUCCAAUUCAAUUCCCCAAUACUUACCAGCUAGCUGUAUCAUCGUCAACAACACAAAUAAUGGGCAACUGCUGGCCUAAACCAGUACAGAAUAUUCCGAGCAACCUCAGACUUUCUACCCCCAAUAAUUCUAAAGAACACGGCAACAAAACGCCGGUAAAAUCACCUCGGACUCCGGCGGGUAAAACUCCGACGGCGGCGUCGCCGGCCAGAAAUGGAGAAGGGGGCGGCGGGGAAGCGGCGGCGAGUGGGAAGACAGUGACGCCGAACCUGAAGAUGUUCACUUUAGCGGAACUGAAAAGCGCGACGAGGAACUUCCGGCCGGAUACGGUGUUGGGUGAAGGCGGAUUCGGGCGCGUGUUUAAAGGGUGGGUUGACGAGAAAACCUUAGCCCCGUCCAAGGUUGGUGUCGGAAUGCCUGUCGCCGUCAAGAAAUCCAACCCCGACAGCGAACAAGGCAUCAGAGAGUGGCAGGCAGAGGUGAAAUUCCUGGGGAAAUUUUCUCACCCAAAUCUGGUAAAAUUAAUCGGAUAUUGUUGGGAAGAAAAGGAAUUUCUGCUGGUCUAUGAACACAUGCAGAGGGGCAGCUUAGAAAGCCACCUUUUCAGAAAGGGUGGAGAAAUACUCCCAUGGGAAUUACGAAUGAAGAUAGCAUUAGGAGCAGCUCGAGGCCUUGCAUUCUUACAUACAACUGAGAAGCAAGUCAUUUAUCGUGACUUCAAAGCAGCCAACAUAUUGUUGGAUGGGGAUUAUAAUACGAAGCUCUCAGAUUUUGGACUGGCAAAGUCGGGUCCGGAAGAAGGAGCCACACAUGUAACAACGAGAGUGGUGGGAACCUAUGGGUAUGCAGCACCAGAGUACAUGGCAACUGGACAUUUGUACGUGAGAAGUGACGUGUAUGGUUUCGGAGUAGUUCUGUUAGAGAUAAUAACGGGUUUGAGAGUGAUGGACUUGAACCGACCGGGUGGGCAACACAAUCUUGUAGAUUGGGCAAAGCCCAUUUUGCCCGAUAAGAAGAAGCUAAGGAAGAUAAUAGACCCAAGACUGGAAGGGCAGUACCCUUCAAAGGCAGUGUUCCAAAUAUCUGAGCUUAUAAUGAAAUGCCUGGAGCCUGACCCUAAGGUGAGGCCACACAUGGAAGAAGUUUUGGCCAAUUUGGAAGACAUUAACGCCAUCAAGAUGAGGUCCAGAGACCACAAACCGAACCAGUCGACGAGCCACCGUCACGGCCACAACCACGGCGGCGCCGCUCAUCGUUCACCUCUCCACCCGAAGAAAACUACCAGCGGUAAUGCGAUCGGACGUCCAGAGUGCCCUUUUCCGGCGACUAAUCGGAGCUAUUAGAGAAAAUGAUCCAACUUUUUUUUUUUUCCUGGCAAUUUACUGUUAGUUGUGGGCUUUGUUUACUUUGGAUCCAAUAUUUGUUUUGCAAGGCCUAGAUAGGAUCUACAUAUUUUCACUUUGACUAGAAAUUGUGUAAUGCCAUGUUUGAUUCAUGGAAUAUGUGGAUAGGUUAAGGACAUAAUAGUAUUUUUGUAAAUAUGUUUAUUUUGUUGUUAAGGAUGAUUUUUUGUAUGAAAA
This is a messenger RNA of Ipomoea nil (Japanese morning glory), 1687 nucleotides long. RefSeq names its product probable serine/threonine-protein kinase NAK. Gene Ontology annotation, biological process: protein phosphorylation. The transcript is spliced from 6 exons. The coding region runs from base 167 to 1450 and encodes 427 amino acids. The record is from RefSeq and is a predicted model, not a curated record. Gene Ontology annotation, molecular function: protein kinase activity; ATP binding. NCBI's taxonomy places the organism in Eukaryota, Viridiplantae, Streptophyta, Magnoliopsida, Solanales, Convolvulaceae.